ACUUGCCUAGUUAAAUAAAGAUUAAAUAAAAUAAAAAAUACUGAACAAGGAAGGAAGGAGAAAGAUGACAACAGAGGCAAGCUAACUUUUUGGAGACAUAAAGGCGCAAUUUGUCGUUCGAACAAUAGCAAGGCAGCUAUCCCGACACUGACUUGGUAAAUAGAUGGAUUGGACUGUAGAAAUGUAACAACUCAAAUUCAUAUAGAUGUUAAGACUGACCGAUAUAUAUAGUUUACUUGUAAGCAUGUUUUGAGAAUACAAUGGUAGUGUUUGUUUACAAAACAAAUGAGUAAAACAAGCUUAUGUUCGGGGUUCUGAUGAGGGUAAGACACAUGAACUCAUGGAGGUAUUCAUAAGUUUGACUCUUCAAGAAUUUUAAAGACCCAAAAUGGAUGCAGAAAUCGCAGCUUUCCCCCCUUUACGUGGCUAUCCCUUGUUGUGGAGCUACAAUAAAAGGUGGGGGCUAAUUUCUUGGAGAGAGUGGUGUGGAAGUUUGACGGAAGAGCCCGGUGGCCAUGGUGGCACAUCUCUACAACUUCCAGGUGGAGCACGCCCUCCUCACCUUUGACAUCCUGAAGAUGCUGGUUGGGGCUUUCACCGAAAAAGGACAUUGAGCUGGUUCUGUUCAUGCUGAAAAAUGUAGGCUUCGCCCUGCGGAAGGAUGAUGCCCUGGCUCUGAAAGAGCUCAUCUCUGGGGCCCAGCGCAAAACAGGGUGCGCUUCAGCUGCAGACCAUGAUGGCUCUGAAGAACAACGAUAUGAGGAAGGUCCCAGUCCAUGACCCAGAGCCUGUUGAGAGACUGCAAAAGCUACAGAGAACUCUGAUCCACCAGAGUUCAGGGGCCAGUGAUGUGAAGCUGAGGGUCUCUUUCGAGAGCCUCUUGGCUGCAGAGCAGGUGGGCCGCUGGUGGAUCGUGGGCUCAUCGUGGAGCAGAGCACCCAUGAUAGGUGACCAGGGCAACAUGACAUCAAAACAGACAACUGCAGAAGGAAAGUUCAGCUUAAAGAUCUUAGACCUGGCCUGGAAACGGAGAAUGAACAGACCUAAGGAGAAAUCUCUUCUGCGUCAUCAGGACCAGCGAGGAUUACCUGGAUGCCUUUUGAGAAGCUGGAUUUCGGGAAUUCCCAAGCUAGGAAUGCUGUGGGAGGGCUUGAAGCUGUUCAUCAGUCACUUCCUACUGAAGAUUGCCCAGCCCCAGGGACCAGCUGAGCAAACAGGCCUUCUGUCAGAGCAAGCCGAGGUCACCCCCGAGGCCAAAGAAACCAAACUCAAACUGUAAAACACACACAGACACAUUCGGACUCUGGGAGAAUGCCAGGAGAACAAAAGCAACCUGUUUGGAGAAAAUUGUCUUUAUUACAAAGAACAAACCCAUCAAUUUAAUUUCAAGACUGAAGCAAUGCUGUUUUGUUAUGGGGUUUUUAAACUGUGAUUUUUUUUGUUGCCCCAAGGUCAAUGGAAAUGGCUCCUCUGGGAGGUCUUAGUCAUCAUAUAAGUCAUCUUUUUUUUAAUGAAUUGCAGUAUUGACAACGACAGAGAUGGUUUUUAUGACAUUAUAAAUAUCAACGUUAAGUAGAGGCUUCAUCAAGUGGCAAUGAUAAUGGCCAUGCCGUUGUGGACAAUUAUAUUUCCAGUGUAGUUAACACUGAUGCAUCAAGUUGAAUUCAUUGUCGUAAUGGAAAUUGCCUUUGUCUAUAUAUUUGUACAGAAUGCCAAGUUAUUCUGUUUUUGCCAUGUAGCAAUGGUAUGCAGUCUACUAAAAUGCAUGUUUCAGAUGAAUAGAGGAUUAAUCAUGUGAACAUUUGAGAUGUGCAUAAGGGGAAAUAAUGAACAUUUGCAUACUGAAUUCAUCUGAUUUGAUGGGUCUUGAUACAUGUGAAUGUGUUUCCUGUAUGUUAUGUCUCUGGAAUUCGUGAAAGCUUAUUUGCAUAAUGUCAAUAAACCGAGCUCACUUUCCGGGCGGACGCAAUGGUUAUAUGAAAUAAUCCUCUCUGGCGGCAGUGUGAAACAGUGUCUCAAAGUUCAUACAGAAUGUACAUGACCGUCAUCACCACUGCAUAUGAAAUUUGGAUUAAACUUAUGUAGUCCUGACCUUGUCUACUAAUGUUCUGUAUUAUGUCACGUUUUGUGUGGACCUGAGGAAGAGUAGCUGCUGCUUUCGCAGCUGCUAAUUGGGAUCCUAAUAAAGUACUAGUUGUGUGUGGUCAUACUGAUGUUACAUUUUUACCAAAGCAGUCUAUUCAAGUUUUACAUUUGAAUCCCUAGUUGAUA
Oncorhynchus mykiss (rainbow trout) is the source of this 2271-nucleotide messenger RNA. The record is from RefSeq and is a predicted model, not a curated record. NCBI's taxonomy places the organism in Eukaryota, Metazoa, Chordata, Actinopteri, Salmoniformes, Salmonidae.